AAUGAAAAACGAUGCUCGCAUCAUCAAGCGAUUUUUUUGCUUGUUUGCCAAUGUUUUUUUUUGCGUGUUCGAUUCCAAGAAGAAUGAUAUUACGUAUUAAACAGAUUAAGCUCCGCUAUAUUUUUAAGUAGAAUGGUCCAGUUAAGCUUUGCGUCCGCAAAGUAUGGACCUGUACAAUUUAAUAUUGUACACUUAAAUAUGUCUAGAAAAGUUACGUGACGUUUUGGUUUGUUGUUUUUCGAAAUGUGUCCGUUUUAUUUGUUUGGGAUUAUGUGUCUGCUUUGUUCCGCUUUGGGGUUACGUAUUUCAAACCUAAACAGCUCUUGUAUCCGAUGCUUGUGUCACGUUACCGGCUGCGAUCUGUCGCACAAAUGCACGGACGGUUACUGCGGGCCGUUUUACAUCUCGAGGGUGUACUGGGUGGACGCCGGGAAACCGACGCUGCCUGAUGAUGACCCCAAUCGGAAGGAAGCAUUCGAAGAUUGCGCACGAGACUACAACUGCUCCAUUAGAAUAGUCGAGAGCUACAUGGCUAAGUUCGGAAAGGACUGCAACGGUGACGGCGUGACUAAUUGCUUCGAUUACAUGAUGAUCAACUUCCACGGAGGGCGCGCUUGCUCCGAGCCCCUAUUCCUAAGUCCACAGGGUCUAAAAUGGCUCGCGCACUACCAACAAUGUCGAUUUUAACCACAACCCUCAUCCUAUUUUAGUAUAAAUCUAUACACUGUACAAACUAUAAAUUCAUUAUAUCAAUAUAAUAAAUAAUUAAGUUAUUUUC
Molecule: messenger RNA, 778 nt
Organism: Bombyx mori (domestic silkworm)
Lineage: Eukaryota; Metazoa; Arthropoda; Insecta; Lepidoptera; Bombycidae
Product: lysozyme
Exons: 4
Coding region: 244-687 (147 amino acids)
Molecular function (GO): lysozyme activity
Source: RefSeq, a predicted model, not a curated record